AUGAUUGAGUGUAAAAGAGAUAAAGAGAAAUAUUCAACCAUAAAUUGUGAAAUAUACAUAAAGUUUUUUGAUCGUUCUGAUAUCGAUGGUUGGGAUUUGCGUCAAGGUAUGACCGAUUUGCUCGGUUACGAUAAUGUUCCUGAUCCAAAGAUUAUCAUUGCAAUUAUGUACGCUUGUAGACGUGUUAACGACUACGCAUUAGCCGUACGUUUUAUUGAAGCGGUUAAGAACAAAGCCGGGGGAAGAUGUGCCCAAAUUUAUCCUUACAUAAUCCAAGAGAUUGGUCCUGUUAUUUGCGAGCUAGGAAUCGAUACUCCAGAAGUUCUUGGUUAUGAUAAACCGGAAUUAUAUUUACAAGAUAUUUAUGAUAUUCAUUAAAGUCAAAACGAUUCCCGUUAAAUAAUUAUUAUAUAAUUUUGAGUUAAAUAAAAAGAAUUUAUAUUGUUGAA
Molecule: messenger RNA, 449 nt
Organism: Onthophagus taurus
Lineage: Eukaryota; Metazoa; Arthropoda; Insecta; Coleoptera; Scarabaeidae
Source: RefSeq, a predicted model, not a curated record